AUGUCGUCAAUUUACAAAGCCUUGUCAGGUAACAAGAAUAAAAAUGCCACAGAAAAGAAAGGUGCCUUUGAUAAACAUUUCAUGAAUAAACAGCGCACGUUGUUGAUAUCCAGUAGAGGUGUGAACUUCAGACAUCGUCACUUAAUCCAAGACUUAAAUGCAUUACUACCUCAUUCUAGAAAAGAACCAAAACUAGACACGAAGAAAGAUCUACAACAAUUGAAUGAAAUUGCUGAGCUAUAUAAUUGUAACAAUAUUUUAUUCUUUGAAGCUAGAAAACAUCAAGAUUUAUAUCUAUGGUUAUCCAAGCCUCCAAAUGGUCCAACUAUUAAAUUCUUCAUACAAAAUUUGAAUACUAUGAAUGAACUGAAUUUCACUGGUAAUUGUUUAAAAGGUUCUCGUCCAGUUUUAUCCUUUGAUCAUAGAUUUGACUCCUCUCCACAUUUCAAAUUAAUCAAAGAAUUAUUAAUGCAUAAUUUUGGUGUUCCACCUACUGCCAGAAAGGUGAAGCCUUUCAUUGACCAUAUCAUGUCAUUCAGUAUCGUCGAUAAUAAGAUUUGGGUCAGAACAUAUGAAAUCUCACACACAGCAAGAAAUAGCCAAGAAUAUGAAGAUGAAGAAGAAUUAUCUUUAGUUGAAAUCGGUCCAAGAUUCGUCAUGACUGUUAUCUUAAUUUUAGAAGGUUCUUUCGGUGGUCCAAAAAUCUAUGAAAAUAAACAAUACGUAUCACCAAACGUUGUAAGGGCACAAAUAAAACAACAAGCUGCCAAAGAAGCUAAAUCAAGAUCUGACGCUGCUGUUGAAAAGAAAAUUAAAAACAGAGAAAAUAUAUUAGCUGCCGACCCAUUAUCAAAUGAUGCACUAUUUAAAUAA
This is a messenger RNA of Tetrapisispora phaffii CBS 4417, 873 nucleotides long. RefSeq names its product ribosome biogenesis protein BRX1 (gene BRX1). Gene Ontology annotation, cellular component: nucleolus. Gene Ontology annotation, molecular function: rRNA binding. The transcript has a single exon. The record is from RefSeq and is a predicted model, not a curated record. Lineage: Eukaryota; Fungi; Ascomycota; Saccharomycetes; Saccharomycetales; Saccharomycetaceae. Bases 1 to 873 code for a protein of 290 amino acids. Gene Ontology annotation, biological process: ribosomal large subunit assembly; rRNA processing.